ACAAUAAUAAUAAUUUGGAUGCGCAAAACAAUAAUUACAAUAAUUUCUUUGGCCAGAAUCAUCAACUCAAUCCUCAUCAAAAUUCUGUUACCGAUAAUAAUUUCUUUGGAGACAAUAAUAAUAAUUUGGAUGCGCAGAACAAUAAUUACAAUAAUUUCUUUGGCCAGAAUCAUCAAUUCAAUCCUCAUCAAAAUUCUGUUACCGAUAAUAAUUUCUUUGGAGACAAUAAUACUAAUUUGGAUAUACAAACAAGAAUUCUUAUAGCAGCCCAGCUUCAAAAUAUCGUCAAUCAAUUGUUAAAUCGUUAA
This is a messenger RNA of Entrophospora candida, 308 nucleotides long. The record is from the annotation of a GenBank genome assembly. NCBI's taxonomy places the organism in Eukaryota, Fungi, Glomeromycota, Glomeromycetes, Entrophosporales, Entrophosporaceae.